Perca flavescens (yellow perch) is the source of this 4083-nucleotide messenger RNA. RefSeq names its product neuronal tyrosine phosphorylated phosphoinositide-3-kinase adaptor 1 (gene nyap1). Bases 251 to 3382 code for a protein of 1043 amino acids. Lineage: Eukaryota; Metazoa; Chordata; Actinopteri; Perciformes; Percidae. The transcript is spliced from 7 exons. The record is from RefSeq and is a predicted model, not a curated record. Gene Ontology annotation, biological process: phosphatidylinositol 3-kinase/protein kinase B signal transduction; neuron projection morphogenesis.
UGUAAGUUGUCCUGCCCGAACAGGUGCAACAAAAUGAACAGCAGGAUGAGGGAGAUGCCAAUUAAGUGCAGUUUGUACACGCUCACACAGUCCUGAGCAGAGGGCUUAUCAGGUGAAAGAGGUCUUAUCAGGUGAAAGCACCUGCGUAGGUGGACUAUGGCUGUGCAGGGACUUCAACAUUGAAUCCCAUGUGAGUUGGAGGAGGCUGCCUGCGACAUACGUCCCCUUCUCCAGAGACUUCUUCUAUACCAUGAGCUCUGGCUCUGCCCAGGAUGUGGCAGUCGAGCAUUUCCUGCGUGACAUAGAGAGGCGAAGCAAGCGGCUACACUGCGCUGUGAGAGGCUGCGAGGAGGAGCGACCCCGCAGCGACAUGAACCUGCUGUAUCGUAAGAGCCGUUUGGACUGGAGGCAGAGGGACCAAGAGGGAAGUAAAAAGAGCUCCAACCAAAAUGACCCCUCAGCCACUGUUGGCAAAGUCAGAGACUUGGCUUCUUUCCGCCGGCACUUCCGGAUGGGUUUCAUGACCAUGCCGGCCUCCCAGGACCUGUCGCCUCACUCUUGUGCCUCGGCUAUGGCGCCGCGCUCGCAGUCCUGUCAUGCUGUAGGUGCCGGGGAUACAAGUCUGGAGAACGGAGAUUACUCUGACACCCAAUCCCAACAUGGUGGCCGUUGCCCCCCAGCCAAACCCAAACGUCACCCCAGCACUCGCCUCAGCUCCUCAUCCAGUGACAGCAGAGGACUUAUUGACACGCCACCACCUCUUGCGUCCUCCCACUCACAGGCCAAACACUCAGAGAAGAAAAAUGCCAUGAAGAAGUCAGACUCUGGAGAGAUUGGAGGAAAGAAGGUGCCUCCUUUAAAGCCCAAGAGAAGUCCUAGCACGCAGCUUUCCUUUGACCCUCUUCCUCCACGUGUGCCUCCUUCUGCCACAUCCUUGCCUUUCCAGGCAGCAGACUCUCAGAUUCAGACAGGAGACAGGGAGGAUGAGCCGGUCUAUAUAGAGAUGGUGGGCCAAGUGUUCACCAGAGACAGCCAGACGGCCACCCCCCACCCUGUCACCCCUGUGGCCACCACGCCUGACUCUGACUCAGAACAGAGUGAGGCCAUCUAUGAGGAGAUGAAAUACCCGCUGCAAGAGGACAGAGACUCCCAGAGACACCUCCCUUCCAAACAUGAGAAACUGAAAACCUCUAAACACUUCCAUGUCACCCCUUCCUCCUCCAGCAGCUCCUCCUCUCUGCCACGCCCCUCCUCUUCCUCUCCUUCCUACUCCAAACCAAAAGCUACUGUGUCAAUCUCCCAUUCGUCUCCUCUGCCUUCCUCUGCAUCCUCUACCCCUGUCCCCCAGGUCCUCUCUACCAGUCCACACACUCCACGAGCGCCUACUCCCUACCUGCUGCAAGGAAUUAAAUCUGAGGCAGAGUCCAACACAAAGAUCCCAGCCCCGUUUCCCAAUCUUCUACAACACCGACCCCCACUGCUUGCCUUCCCUCAGCCAGCAGCAGCCUCCAGCGGGGUUGGGGUGCAAAACAAGUCUACUUCUGCUAAAAUGGGAACUCAGACAUCCAGCGUGACUACUCAAGCCAGCACCUCCUCCUCGACUACUUCGAAUGUUCCCUCGUCACUGUCGGGCUCCAAGGAGUCAUCAGGAGGAAGUGCAUCCCAGCAGGACAAACACAGCAGAGAGGCUCAGUUAGGGCCUGCCCCCGGACUGAGAGCCAGAAGCCACUCCACACCACUGCCUCCCUCCUCCAAAUCCACCUCCCCUUUCUCCCAUCACCACCACCACCCUCACCAUCGUCCCUCGCACUACCAUCACUAUCGCAAGCCAGAGAGAGGAGACUCUCCCGCUCCAAUCAAGGGCAGUUCUCAGAACCAGGCCACAGUCCAGACCCAAACCUCAAGUACAGGCAAGGAAGGCAAGUCUGUUAGUUUCCUGUUGAAGUCGGAUAAAGGAGAGAGGGAUAAGGAUCGGGACAGGGACAGGGACAGGGACAGAGACAAGGAUAGGGAUAGGGACAGAGACAAAGAUAGGGACAGGGAUAGAGAUAGAGAAAGGGAUAGGGGUAGAGAAAGGGAUAGGGAAAGAGACAAGGACAAAGACAGGGACAGAGAGAGGGAUAAAGACAGGGACAGAGAAAGAGACAGGGAUAGGGAUGGAGGGCCAUACUCCUUACAGAUGGAUCACGCUCCCUCCACAUCUCAAAGCAGCACCAGCUCAACCCCUACGCCAUUAUCUUCAUCCCAGCGUCCUCAUUCUCGUCCCCAUCUUCGCUCUCACACUCCUCACAGCCUGCCAGCAUACAAGCCUCCCUCCUCGGACAGCCCCCUGCUGUGGACCUACCCCUCCGGUGGCUUCCGGAGACCGCCGGCUUACGAUAGCCUGAGAGGAAGCGCUCAGACACCGUCUCUGCAACAGCCCUCAAGUCUUACUGGUGUAGGUGAGGGGGCAUUCAAAAGCAACGGAGGGUCUUCGUCCCUCCAAUCAAAAGUUGGGUUCAUGCCCUGGGACAGCAGUGCCAGUUUAGCUGCAGAUGAGGGAUCUUACUGGCCUAUGCAGAGGAAAUUGUCCUUCAGCCAUGGGAGCAGAGAGACAGAGAAGGACGAAGGCCGUGCGUGGAAUGGCAGUGCUGAUGCCCUAUUAAGGAUGGAUAAGGAGGACCUCUGCAUGGGGUCUCGAGGAGGCCACUCAGGCAUCCCAGUCCACUUCAGUGGUGCCACCAGCAGGGCGCUUGGUCACAGUGAGUCCUUGGCUGGUGUGGAUAGCAGCCCAGGUUUCAGAGCCCUGCCCAGAGUUGGUCUGCCUCUUCCCUGCCAGACUUUCCCUGCCUGUCGCAAUGGAGAAGUGGGGCGGCUGGGCCGCUCCUCCUCUGCUGCUGGAGUGAGACAGGUGGGUGGAGGAGACGUCCAAAGACAGAGCAGCCUACCAGCACGAGAAGCCCUGAAUCAGCUGCAUGGUCUGGCCCAGCCUCAAGUGCCCUGCAGUCCCAGCAGUCACAGUGUGUCUCGGCAGCAGCAGCAACUUCAGCUCCACCAGCAGCAGCUGCAGUUAAAGCAGCAGCUCCAGCAGCUCCAGCAACAGCACCACCUGCAGUUGCAGUUCCAGCAGCUCGCCCAGCUGGCGCAGGGACAGCCUCCUGUCAGCGGGGGCACCACCCUAUCCGCAACGCAGAGCCAGAGAGACGGCAAGCUGCUGGAAGUCAUUGAGCGUAAACGCUGCCUGUGCAAAGAGAUCAAGGCCCACAGGCGCCCUGACAAAAGCUUGUGCAAGCAGGACAGCAUGCCCAUCCUCCCUAGCUGGAGACGGACACCUGAGCCUCGUAAGACUGGCACGCCACCCUGCCAGAGGCCACAGGCCGUCGUGUGGGACACGGCUAUCUGAGUUGGAAAGGCUGGCCGGCCAGUGAGUACAGCACUGAAGAGAGACUAAACACACAGAUGAAUUGAAGAUGUUUGGACAAUUAAUAAAGAGAGGAGAGAAAAAUGGGUUUAGUAACUUCACAGAGGAAUGAGAGAAUGUUGCUCUUAUUGUGUGAUAAACUGAUCUGAGAACAGUAAUGAAGGUUAUUGUAGACUUUGGACUCAUUUGGGGGAAAAAACAAAAAAAGGCUGAUAACAGAGGUGAAGAAAGGAAGUAUUACAAUCAGACUAAACUAAUCUCUGACCCGGGUGAUUUAUACUUGCUCUGUACUAUGUCCUUCUUGAUGUGUUCUAAUUGCCAAUGAUUUUUGCCACAAAACGCCAGUAUUAUUGCCACAAAUAGAAGACACCAACUUAAUAAUAGGUGGGAUGUUUUCUUAGAUUGGUGUUGCCAAAUUUUCUCCUGACUACUUGAGACAUAGGCUAAAGGAAUCAUAUAUUUUCUCCCACACACAGUUGUCCAACUUGCAUAGAAAUUACUCUGUGGAUGAGAAAAGGCGAGAUUCAUUGAUAAGUUAUUGAAGUGUUUGUUGAAAUCGUGAAUGCAUAUGAGAUGUCUUGGUAACAAUAGAUUGUCAUUGUGGAUGCAAAUAAUCAUCACUGAGGAGUCAAAGCUACCUACUGUAUCUGUUUGCAUAUUUGUAAUGUAAAUCUAUUUACUUU